Molecule: messenger RNA, 672 nt
Organism: Ostrea edulis (European flat oyster)
Lineage: Eukaryota; Metazoa; Mollusca; Bivalvia; Ostreida; Ostreidae
Exons: 5
Coding region: 38-625 (195 amino acids)
Source: RefSeq, a predicted model, not a curated record
UUGUACUUUCGACAUCAUCUUGAAAGCAGUCCUGGAGAUGUAUACUUGUAAAGUAUAUCUACUCGUAUUUCUGAUUCGAUGUUCCGAAACGUCGUCAUCUUCAGAUUUCGGUAUCUUCAAGGAAGAAUAUCUCAAUCCAAAUAGUGUGGAUUACAGAAAGGCUUCAGGACGGUGGUAUGAACACAUGGAUACGCUAAAUAACACAAUCAGAGACAACACUUUUGCGGAUAUGUAUGUUGUUUGUGGUGAAAGAGUUAAAGUAGUGCAGAUCAUUCAUCGAUGGAUUUCGUCUGUAGAAGAGUGUCGUACCAAAGCAAUAGUAUUUAAUCCCAAAACAUCUCAUUCACCCGAGGGAGUGCUCAUCCGAAUAUCCACAAAUGAUACCGUAGGAAAGACGACAGUUCUAUAUUUUGAUCCUCAUCCAACUGAGGGGAUUCUUGUCAUGCAUCGACAAACACAUCUCCCUGACAGUUACUUCAUAAUAUGUCGCCAGAGGGAUCCCCGUGACGUCGACGAAGUUAUCAAGCAGGUUCUGCGGUCUCUUCGUCUGGAUAUUGGGGACUUCUUUAAGAAAUCAAAGGACUUCGGUUGUGAAAGGAGAGAAGAGAAUGGGAUUAAGCUGUAAAUACAAUGUAACAAAUAAAAUGUAGCUUCAGUCUACAUGCCGAACCA